Molecule: messenger RNA, 2710 nt
Organism: Rhea pennata
Lineage: Eukaryota; Metazoa; Chordata; Aves; Rheiformes; Rheidae
Gene: CFAP52
Product: cilia and flagella associated protein 52
Exons: 14
Coding region: 9-1865 (618 amino acids)
Molecular function (GO): protein binding
Source: RefSeq, a predicted model, not a curated record
GCGGCGCGAUGGCGGCGCCUGCUGGAGAGGCGGGGGGCGAGCUGGAGCUGCAGGCGGCCAUCGGCUUCAACGGUCAUAUACUUUCUGGUCUCAUUUGUCACCCUGAUAAGGAGCAUCUUCUUUAUCCUCUGGGAUGUACUGUAGUUAUUCAAGACAUGACCAACAGCAAGCAGAGCUUUUUGCAUGGCCACACCAACAACGUCUCCUGCGUGGUCGUGUCGAAGAGCGGAAUGUUUGUUGCCUCUGGACAAGUCACCUUCAUGGGCUUCAAGGCAGACAUCAUCUUGUGGGAUUUUAAGAAGGAGGAGCUACUUGCUCGGCUGUCACUUCAUAAGGGUAGAAUUGAAGGAUUAGCGUUUUCUCCGAAUGACCUUUAUCUUGUGUCACUGGGAGGCCAGGAUGAUGGCAGUGUGGUUGUAUGGAGCAUUCCUAAGAGAGAGGCUGUGUGCGGCAGCCCUGCUUCAGCUCGGAGCUCUGGGAAUGCUAUGGUGCUGGUGUUCUCCAGAUGCAGAGAUGAGAUGUUUGUUACUGCUGGAAAUGGGACCAUUCGAGUAUGGGAACUGGAUCUAAAAAACAGAAAAAUCCGACCAACUGAAUGCCAAACAGGGCAACUGAAAAGAGUGAUCACAUGUGUUAAGAUGGCAGAUGACGAUAGUUAUUUCUAUGUUGGCACAUCAAGUGGUGAUGUCCUGAAAUUGAAUACAAACAACAAGCUGAUGAGCAACUAUGGGCCUCAGAAGGAGAAGUUCAGCAUGGGAGUCACAGCUUUGCUUUUGCUGAAGACAGGAGAUUUAAUAGUCGGCACCGGAGGAGGGAUUGUAGCUCUCUGUAAAGGCUCAAACUACAAAGUAAUGAAGAAGAUUCAAGUUCAAGGUACCGUCACUUCCCUGACACGCAGAGGCCAGGGUCACCAGUUCUUUGCAGGAACCAACGAGUCCCAGAUCUAUCGAAUUAAUUACACAGAGUUUAAAGAGGAGCUGAUUGCUGCCUGUCAUAACGAAGCCAUCCAUGACAUCGUUUUUCCUUUGGGGACUUCUGACUUGUUUGCUACCUGCUCCAAAAACGAUAUUCGGGUAUGGCACACUCCUGAAAACAGGGAGCUCCUCCGAAUCGUCAUCCCUAACAUGACCUGCCGUGCCAUAGAGUUUAUGAGUGACGGCAGGAGCAUCAUUUCAGCUUGGAAUGACGGGAAAAUUCGUGCCUUCAUGCCAGAAACCGGACGGCUGAUGUAUGUGAUUGACCAUGCCCAUAGCUUGGGAGUAACAGCAAUUGCAGCUACAAGUAACUGUAGACGGAUCAUUAGUGGAGGAGGUGAAGGGCAGGUGAGGGUCUGGGAGAUUGGUGAGAGAACUCGCAAACUGGAGGAAGUUCUGAAGGAACACAUAUCUGCCGUGUCUUGUAUUAAGAUCAAGAAGAAUGACCGAGAAUGCGUCACAGCCAGCCUUGAUGGAACAUGUAUUAUCUGGGAUAUUGUGCGUUUCACAAGAAAUCAGAUGAUUCUGGCCAACACAUUAUUCCAAUGUGUGUGUUACCAUCCUGAAGAAUACCAGAUAAUCACCAGUGGAACAGAUAGAAGGAUUGGAUACUGGGAAGUGUUUGAUGGUUCUGCAAUCAGGGAACUGGAAGGCUCUGCAUCUGGUUCCAUCAAUGGGAUGGACAUCACAUCAGAUGGGACUUACUUUGUCACAGGAGGUGAUGACCAUCUGGUGAAAAUGUGGGACUAUAAUGAGGGUGAGGUGACUCAUGUUGGAGUGGGCCACAGUGGCAGCAUCACCCGCCUCAAGAUCUGUCCUGGGAACAAGUACAUUGUGAGUGUGAGUGCAGAUGGUGCCAUCCUGCGCUGGAAAUACCCAUACUUUCGCUAACAGCUGGCACAGGAACUGCUAGGCUGCUAUUUUCUAGGCCAGAUUUAACAGUUCUUUUCUUUUAUAGCUGAGGUUGUUUUAAGGCAUUCCUACUAUUAGAGGAGAUACUAUUUUUAUACUCUCUGCUAUGAAUUUACCGGAUCCUUCAGAUAUCCUUUCUAACACUGAAUAACUAGGUCUGACUUUUCAGAGGGGCUAAGAAUUUGCUGUUCCUCUUUCUCAGAUUGGAGUGAAAGUAUUCGUCACUUCUGAAAAUCUUCACUGUUUUUAUAGUAGUUGUGGUUUGUUACUGCCACCUUUUCAUAGUGUCUCCUCGAGUAUUCUUACUUGUAUGUGUGCUCACUUGUGUGCUCUCUCUGGUUUUCAUACACUUUCUCUCUCUUUCUCUUCCCUACCCCCUUCUGUCCCUUCCUUUAAUGAAUUACUUCUUGUGUAAAUUCAGUCUUCUGUGUUCAUUUUAAUUUGUCUGGACCUGAUUAUGGGAAAAGCCCUGAGCUCCAACUCAAACAUUUAACUAGGAAGUCCACAUGAGUCAAGCUUUCAAAUCAACAUUUUCUAAAGCAUACAAGGAUUUAGGGGCUUCCUCAUUUGUGGUGUCCAUGACUCUGUGCAGAGGCCUGAUUCAAGAGUGAGAGUGCAGUCCUUUCUAAAAAAAAGUCUGGAUGUCUCCAUCUGGACACACUAAAACUCCUAGUCAUCGGACCUAGUUUUUGAAAGGUAAUUGUAUUAGAACACUUGGGCUUAGAGCUCCGAACAUAAGUAGGAAAUAUGUAUUUUGUCUGAGAAUGAGUAUUUGGUAUCGUAUCUAGUAUUAGAAAUGAGCUCUUGAGAUACUGUUUGUUUAA